Mesoplodon densirostris (Blainville's beaked whale) is the source of this 636-nucleotide messenger RNA. Its product is annotated as olfactory receptor 2J3-like. Gene Ontology annotation, biological process: G protein-coupled receptor signaling pathway. The transcript has a single exon. Gene Ontology annotation, molecular function: G protein-coupled receptor activity; olfactory receptor activity. Gene Ontology annotation, cellular component: membrane. NCBI's taxonomy places the organism in Eukaryota, Metazoa, Chordata, Mammalia, Artiodactyla, Ziphiidae. The record is from RefSeq and is a predicted model, not a curated record.
AUGAGAAAAUUCAGUAACACUUUUCAUCACUCUGAUGGCUUUGUUCUGGUGGGCUUCUCUGAAUGGCCCAAACUAGAAAUGGUUCUUUUUCUGGCCAUCUCCGUUUUCUACAUAAUGACCCUCCUUGGGAAUUUAGCCAUCGUUAUCUUGUCACGCCUUGAUGCCAGACUCCACACCCCCAUGUGUUUCUUUCUGUCUAAUCUCUCUUUUUUGGACCUUUGAUAUACUACUUCCCCUGUCCCCCAAAUGCUAGUCAACAUCCAAAGCCACUGGAGAAAUAUCAGCUACCUAGGAUGCAUAGCUUAACUUUUCAUAUUCCUUAGUUUAGGAUCCACUGAAUGUGUACUUCUUUCAGUAAUGGCCUUUGAUCGUUAUGUAGCUAUCUGCCAGCCUCUCCAUUACACAGUUAUCAUGCACUCUUGGCUAUGCCAACAACUGGCAGCAGUGGCUUGGGUAACAGGUUUCAGCAACUCUUCGGUGCAAAUAGUGUUGACUUUCUUGUUACCUCACUGUGGUCCAUAUCAGGUGGAGAAUUUUUUCUGUGAGGUAGCUGCCAUGCUUCAAUUAUCAUGUGUUGAUACAUGGAUCAGUGAAGUGGAGAUGUAUGCUGCUGUGGUGGUCAUAAAAGUCUCUUAA